AAACACGGCGGGCAGUAGUUCGGUGGCGAACGAAGUGGUAACAGGUGCGUCGGUCGUCGGGACUAAAAUGGGCUCCAAGCAACAGUACAUAGCGGCCAGCGUCGCCCUGGUCGUCUGCAGUUUGGCCUUUUCGCGGACGUGGUUCCAGAUAAUCGCCUUCGCCGUCUGCUGGUCGCUCAUCUACAAGCGGAAGCAGGUCGUUCGGAUAUGGAAAACGCUGCCCAGGGAUCUCAGAUUCGUCAAGGAUGCUGCACACUUCUUGGCGCUGAUGAGGUACUAUCAAUUCAAAAACUACACCAUCAUCGACUUAUUCCAUAGACAGUUGGAAAAACAACCAGAUAAAAAAAUACUGAAACACUUAGAAACAUCAUGGACGUAUCAAGAGCUGGAGGACUACAGCAAUCGCGUGGCCAACUACUUCCAGAAGCAGGGCAUCAAGCGUGGGGACACGGUCUGUCUCUUCAUGGAGGGAUGCCCGGAAUACGUCGCCAUCUGGUUAGGAUUCUGUAAACUUGGGGCUGCCACCGCCCUUAUCAACACCAACCUGCGACAAGCUACCCUUACGCACUCCAUUAACGUCGUCGCGGGAAAACACAUCAUCUACGGCGCCGAACUUACUGACGCUCUUAAAGAGAUCGCCGGUUCCGUGUCGGAUGCAAAAUACUACGGUCUCAAAGGUAAUCGGCCCGACAACCAUGGUAGAACCCUCCUCGAAGGUAGCAUCCCGUUGGACGCCAAUCUGUUGGAAGCGUCCAAGGAGCCACAACCGGCGGCAGAGUUGAAAAAGACCAAGAUCACAGACAAAUUCUUGUACAUCUACACUUCGGGUACGACAGGAAUGCCCAAAGCAGCCAUAAUGACUUACAUCAGAGCAAUGUUCAUGUUCCACGGUCCUCACAUACUGCUUCAUAUGAGUGAAGAUGAUGUUGUCUACACACCUUUGCCAUUGUAUCACACGGCUGGUGGCAUCCUUGGAAUAUGUCAAGCUCUUUGCAUGGGCUGCACAGUUGUUAUCAAGACUAAAUUUUCAGUUUCCAAUUUCUGGACGGAUUGUGCGAAAUAUAAAUGCACCGUUGCUCAAUACAUCGGUGAAAUGUGCAGAUAUCUCUUAGCUGGACCCGUCAAGCCGGAAGAAACACAACACAACGUUAGACUGAUCGUUGGCAAUGGUCUGCGAGCUCAAAUUUGGGAACAAUUCGUGAAAAGAUUCAAUAUCAAACAAGUUGGAGAAUUUUAUGGUGCUACUGAGAGCAACUGUAACAUAAUAAAUGCUGAUAAUACUGUUGGAGCUGUUGGUUUCAUUCCAUGGUUCGUGAAGCCUAUUUAUUCUGCAACUUUAAUUCGAGUUGAUCCUGAUACCAGUGAGCCCCUGAGGGAUGAGAGAGGAUUGUGUAUUCCUUGCAAAGAAGGAGAACCCGGACUUCUGAUCGGUUUGAUUAAUAAUCGUAAGGCAGAGAGUGCUUUUCAUGGAUACGCAGACAAGAAAGCCUCAGAGUCUAAAAUUUUACAGGAUGUAUUUGCGAAAGGACAAAGUGCUUUCAACUCAGGAGAUAUUUUGAUCUGUGAUGAGCUGGGAUACUUCUACUUUAAGGAUAGAACAGGAGAUACAUUCAGGUGGCGAGGUGAAAACGUCGCAACGUCCGAAGUUGAAGCUGUGAUAAGUAAUGUAAUUCAACUUAAUGAUGCAGUAGUUUAUGGUGUAGAGAUAAACAAUGUGGAGGGAAAAGCUGGGAUGGCCGCAGUGGUUGAUCCAGAGAAAAAAGUUGACUUGAAGCAACUUGCAGAGGGUAUUAAGAAGUCCCUACCUACUUAUGCGAGACCUUUGUUUUUAAGAAUAAUGGAGAACGUGAAUUUGACAGCAACUUUCAAAUUGAAGAAGACUGAACUUGUAGCUGACGGAUUCAACCCUGCAAAAAUUAGUGACCCACUUUACUUUGCUGAUUUAAAAACAGGCGAAUUUCAACCACUGACUCAACAAGUUUACGAUGAUAUCCAGAGUGGAAAAAUACGAUUGUAGUUACCGAUGGAUCUACUUAUUGAUUGAAUCGUUGCAUCUUUCUCCGUAUAAGGAAGAACUACUUACUUAGGUUUUAGAAUGAAAAAAGUUCGAAUUCUGUGCCUUUUGUAAAAUUAAAGCUUAGAAAAAAGUUGAAGUGUUUUUAUAGUCAAAUUUUUGUACAUUAAUUUUAAUACAAAAUUUUAUGUGUUACGCGAACUUCAAAGGAAAAGUAAACAUAAGAAGAUAGCAAUGCAUUAAUAAAAAUCCAGAGUUAAGACAAACAAUCCUUGUAUUUAAAAUAAUUUGGCUGCCUUUUGUCUCAGGUGAUGUUAUGUACCUAAACUAUCUAUGCCUUAGAAAUGUGGCACUCUCGGCAGGUAAUCGGAUAAAGAUUGGCUUAGUAAAAAAACUUGUGUUACUUAGUGUUUUUAAGCUGUACAUUAAUUUUAAUUUUAGGUAAGAAAUUUUUCUUUAACGAGUGCUUUGGGAGUAAAUGGGAGGUGGAGUUUCAAACAUGUAAGCGCCUUGUAUUGAGCAGCUAAUACAUCUUUCAGAUAUUGCAACUUCCUUAAAAUGGAAUAAUAUUCUGAGCAUGCUAGUGCGUACCUUAACUUCUGAAAUCAUUAAGUCCCCGUUACUAGAUUUGAUUACUGCUAAGAAAUUUCUUUAUUAUCAAUUUUAUUAAAAAUUUAUAAUGAUAAAAAAAAAUUGCAGAUAUUUUUGUAGGAGGGAAACUGGCAAAAAAAAAACCAGACAGAAUUUAAAUUGAUGCCUCCUAAUUGAGAGAAGUAAGAGUGCUAAAAUUUUCCUGUUUUGCUAUUUUUUUAUGUAAGAAUCACAUUAAAAGCUCACUGUAAAAAGAUCUCUAUGACCUGGAAUCAUUUGCUCCCAAGCACUGGACUGAGAUUACUUACCAUGGUUUCCCGUAUUGAAGUUAUGAUAAUUGGAAGGCUGAACUCUCUCAUUUUACAUUUGCCUAUUUUGAUCGAUUCAAAAUGUUCCAGUGAUCUAGGUAUUAUGUUUUUUUAGUGUUAAUUCGUAUGAUUAAUUUUAAGUGUUGAAUUUGAGUCAUUUUGCCGAUAAAAAUGAUGUUUUGAUCAAAUGAUCUGUGAAUUAUUACAAAAAUACAUUUGUUUUUAUAAUUCUUUA
Messenger RNA from Bemisia tabaci, 3148 nucleotides. Its product is annotated as long-chain fatty acid transport protein 1. Gene Ontology annotation, molecular function: long-chain fatty acid-CoA ligase activity; long-chain fatty acid transmembrane transporter activity. Gene Ontology annotation, biological process: long-chain fatty acid metabolic process; long-chain fatty acid import into cell. Lineage: Eukaryota; Metazoa; Arthropoda; Insecta; Hemiptera; Aleyrodidae. Gene Ontology annotation, cellular component: endoplasmic reticulum membrane; plasma membrane. The record is from RefSeq and is a predicted model, not a curated record.